This is a messenger RNA of Erigeron canadensis, 854 nucleotides long. RefSeq lists its product as uncharacterized. Bases 1 to 777 code for a protein of 258 amino acids. NCBI's taxonomy places the organism in Eukaryota, Viridiplantae, Streptophyta, Magnoliopsida, Asterales, Asteraceae. The transcript has 5 exons. The record is from RefSeq and is a predicted model, not a curated record.
AUGGCACGUGUUGCUAGAGGACAUGGCGGAGAUGGUGCUGGUGAUCCGCCGGCUCCAUAUUGGAAGCCAGAAUUAGGAUGUCUUGCGAGUGGUAAAAAGUUGCGUUCGUAUGCCAAGAAUCUAGAGCUAGAAAAGCUAAGAAAUGACAAUGGGGCACCGCUAGACAUCGAGUUUGAUAUCAGAACCAAAACGUAUAAUACGGUUGGACCGAAUGCAAAGUAUUUUGCACCGUUGCUGGGAACUUUGGCGAGGUCGGUGCCAUUUUACUAUGAUUCAUGGGAGCAAGUCCCUGAGGAGGCUAAGGAACAUUAUUUUUUUAACUUGAGGUCGUACAUCCAAGACUUUCAUCCAAAUAAUCCAAUCAGAAAGGGAGUAAAAUACGGGGUGACUGCAUCAUUGAAGAAAUAUUACAGAAAUGGAAAGUCCCAAUUCAAGAACGAUCUGUUUGUUAAAAAAGGAGGUGUAAAAAGGGUAGACAAUAUUCGGGCAAACCCUCCAGCUGGUAUAGAUCCCCAAGAAUGGAACAAGCAUGUAGACUUCUUCGUGAGUGGGGGCUCUGUGCAUAGGUCCCAAGUAAAUAAGGCGAACAUGGCUCUCCAAUCGGAUAUUCCGACGCAGGGUCGUACAUCAUUUGCUCAGAGGCAACGUGGGAUUUUUGGGCCAAUUACUGCAUACCCAAGCUUAUUCGCUACUUGGGCUGAGUCACAUCAACAUGAGGAUGGGUCGUGGACAAGUGAGCUUAGGGCUAAGCAACAUUUUUGUAGGUGGAGUCUAUGAACAACACGUUAGGGAAUGCACGCCAAAUCUCAAAUGAUUUUGAGUGCAUAAAAAACAGAUUUUCCAUCCGGUUUGAA